GUCAUUUCCUUUUCUUCACUCUGACUAUGUACGUAGCACUCUUUAGACGGGAUCAUUUUUCUAGCAAGGUAGUUUUCGUCAUCCACGACCCUUUUUCACCCUGCCUUUUACUCAGUUUCGCACGCAAGAAUCAAAGCGGCACAAAGCUGGCGACCCUGUCAUAGUGAUUAGUCGAUUUUGCGACAAUUUCUACUCGUGCAUUUUUCAGUCCUGUUGCUCCAAAGAGAGGCGCGACAAAGUCAUGACGUCGAAACUAGGUAGAAGAAGAAGAAGCAGUGUUGGGCCUGCCUUGUUGGCCCUGGCGACCGAGUGGAGUGCACUGUCUCGUGUCCUUCUCUCAUCUGGGGAGCAAGAUGAAGCUGCUCGCGGCGCCACCAUUCUUGCUGUUUCUGGGUAUGUGUGGACAGACGCCAUAAAAAAACGGGCAGCGGGCGCCCUUGUCAGCCAGUCGCAGCGUGAAGUGAGACGCCGCAACUUCGCCGGCGGUCGCGGAGCACUGCGACACGAUCAGCCGGGCAAGUCAGCGUUCUUGGGUGAGGUGAGCAAGACGAGAGGCCACACAACUGCCGUCGCAACUGGUAUUGGGCGUCGGGGCCUGCAUGCGGGAGCGGAUCAUGAGUCGCAUGUUGCCGAUCUUUGCGACGCGCACUUCGGGUCCGGCUUCCUGGAACGGUACAAACACAAUUCGGUCGUGCUUUGUGGGCACUUUUCCUCGGGACGGAACGCCACCGCAUGGUUGCAGUGCAGUGGGCCCCACCUGAAUGUUACCGGCAACAAAAUUGAGACGCUUGGGAAAGGUGCGUAUUGCUGGGGAAAGAACCUGAGUUUUUUUCAAGUGGCGAAAACACCAGCUCCGGACGAUUGGGAUUGGGCUUUGGAUGCAGACUGUGAGUGGAAAGUGGACGAGAGUUCUGAUUUGGUGUUGGUGAACCGUUAUGCGAGAGGCGGCGACGGCGACGACAAAAAGGCAGUCGUGCGCAUUCCCAAAAAAACGGAAGAAUUACCUUCGGCAGGGGCACGUUCAGCAGGGAAGGAAAUUUCCGAUGGGCCGCGCGUGGUCGAGGAAAACUUGUUCGUGUUGAGCUAUUUUGAAGACGUUUGGAACCCGAACCAAGGAUUGCCACAAGCUUUUUCGGUUCACUUUACGCAGCUGUUGGCGCGCGAGCAGCUCGCGCAGGAGGGGAAACAAGAAGACGAGCACACGUCGCAGCACCCCGCGCUGCCUGAAGGCAAUCUUCUUGUUUUGCAGAAACACUUCAAAAGCCGCAGUGAAGGCGUCUGCAAGGUUCCGUACCUGUAUCGGCAAAUGCUGGGGGGAAGGUACAUCCGGGAUGAUACUCCCCAAGAGCAUCAGACCGGGCAGGCAGGGGGAGAUCGUCGUGUCGAAACAGAGCAGCAGGGCCCAAGCCAGAAGCGGUUCACGGGAAAAAAUGUGUUUUUCGUUGUCGGCUCUGAGCCCGAAGACACCUUUGGACUGGAUUGCAAAUAUAUGCGCCCUAAGUACAUACUUCGGAAAAAAUCACGCCCACACCGUAUUCGUCUACCAAAAUGUAAGUGACGAUAAUGCAGAUGAAAGAGCAUCGAGGGAAAUACGACUUUAUAUAUGGAUAUCCUGAGAGAAAGAUUGAGAUUUGAGAAAUCGAAAUGGAAAUGGGUACAUUCGAAGUGAAGAAGCCGACACUUCUAGAUUGAUACAUCAGAAAGAAAAAAUUGCGGUACUUGCUCUAUGAAUUUCAAGUCGUGCAAGUGUAGCUGUAGCUCUACAAUUGAGCAGUAUCACAGUCACGUCGCAUUUAUUUCAUCGUGUCGACCAAUAUGGUGCCGGUUGUGUGCUUUUCUUUGUGAUGGCUCACAGACUUGGACCAGUGUCGGAUCGGGGACCCUGAUGUAGAUGCGCAAGCACAAAAGCAGGGGGAAUUUGCGCGUUUUAGCAGCUGCCGAGGACGGGCGCCCCUGAUCGAGUCAACGAGACAACGCAUUUUGAAUGUGUUUGAGCACCCCGCGGAAGGGGGUAGCGCUCACGCUCAGGCGGGGCCCCAUGAAAAAUGUACCGUCUUGUUUUACAAUCGCCACGACCAUCGUCGCAGGGCUACGAAUCACGAGGAGGCGCGACAGGCCCUGCAAGCCGAGGAAAACGCAUUGGCGUUGGAUGGCGGACAGCGCGCAACAAGCCCCCGCGGGCUCGACGCAUGCACGGUGAAAAACUUCGAUCCCGACGUGCUCUCCAUGGAGGAGCAGAUGGAAGCAUUCGCGGACGCUCGCCUCAUGAUUGGCCCGCACGGAGCUACAUUCGGUUUGGGCGCCGUGCUCAUGAAGCCCGGAAACUGCUCCGUUUCGGUCGAGAUUUUCACUGCGGAACACAAGGGCGCCCACAACAUUGCGCUGCUUCGGAACGUCACGCACAUCAACUACGUUCCGAGCUGGGGCCCGGCAUGGGGGGACUGGGAAUUCAAGUACAAUGUACCGGAACUGCGAAGCGAGUACAAAAAGUGGCGCGGAAUGGUGCGCAGCUGCCAGAAUCUCGAGGUGGGAACCACUCCGAAGUAG
This is a messenger RNA of Amoebophrya sp. A120, 2547 nucleotides long. Lineage: Eukaryota; Dinophyceae; Syndiniales; Amoebophryaceae. The record is from the annotation of a GenBank genome assembly.